AUGGAUGGGCAUGGGCAUGGGGAGAUCCAAAGGAGGCCCCGAUCCCGUGUCCAAUCGACACGAUCAUCCUCUGAUCCCGGUCAUCUUUGCUUUGCUAGUUUUUGCUGGGCUUCUAGUCAUCCCCGUCUCAGCCCAUCCUUCGACGUCGGUCAGUCAGUCAGUCAGUCAGUGAUUUGUGCUCACGCACAAGCGUAUAGCCCACAGUCAUUCUAUCUACUACAUGGUCGCCGUUAUGAAUGGAGGGGAGGAGGGGUCAUGCAUUGUGACGCAGUGACAUACGGUCUAGUGGACAUCGUCCUGGAAUUUCCGACGUCGCGCUGCAUGGUCGAAGCCUAUCCUGCAUCCGCACGGCGUACGCAAUCCAACCAACCCAUAGCCUAUGCAGGGAAUGAUUGGAUUGUCUAUGGGUCGUUGCCAGAAAUAGGAUCGGUAGCAACACCAGAUGGUCAUCCCGGUUUUGGUAGCAUGUCUCACUCAACCCGCUACGGCUGCUGCAAGCCUGUGGGACUUGACCGAGCUUUCAUUCGGUGCUAUCUACUCGGAGAUGACUACCAGAAAGCAAGACAGUCCCUGAAAUGA
Molecule: messenger RNA, 579 nt
Organism: Aspergillus niger
Lineage: Eukaryota; Fungi; Ascomycota; Eurotiomycetes; Eurotiales; Aspergillaceae
Exons: 4
Coding region: 1-579 (192 amino acids)
Source: RefSeq, a predicted model, not a curated record